UCCGCCAUCUUGGUUGCUGUGUGGGAACGGUUCGGGCGGUCGGCGCGGCGGGAGCGGCGGCGGCAGCAGCGGCCUCGCCGAGUCCCGUAGCCGGACACAGGCCGGAGCCGCGGCCCCGGACGCUGCGGCCAGGUAAAAGUUCUGGGAAGUGUAAGUAAAACCUUGGCAUUAUUGAAGACUUUCUCUUGUGAUGCCCACAAAUUAUAUUGUUGGAUAUUGGGUAGACUGGUUUUUUACGUGUGUGCAAGAGGUACCAGACUCGAUGAGUUUCCAUCGAAAUGUCGGAAAAGGCAGGUCAGAACACAAAAGCAAAGGAUGGGAAAACAAAGUAUGCAACGCUCAGUCUGUUUAAUACUUACAAGGGAAAGUCACUGGAAACACAGAAAACCACAGUUGCCACACGCCAUGGAUUACAGAGUCUGGGAAAAGUUGCCAUUUCUCGAAGGAUGCCUCCCCCAGCUAAUCUUCCUAGUCUUAAAGCAGAGAACAAAGGCAAUGAUCCGAAUGUAAACAUUGUGCCUAAGGAUGGCACAGGAUGGGCUUCUUCUAAACAAGAACAGCAUGAGGAAGAAAAACCGCCAGAAGUGCCACCAACACAGCCAAAACCUGCACCACCUCCUCCUCCUCCUCCUCCUCCACCAGAAGCACCUCCUGUUGCCAAAUCGUGGGCCAGUACCAAGCCAGGUGGGCAAGGCGAUGGUCCAGCUCUUCCAGUAAACCGUUAUUUCCAGCAAGAGUUUCCCAGUCUGCAGGCAGCUGGGGAUCCAGAGAAAUCAGGCAAAGAGAAAGAUGCAGCUGAAGAGCCCCAGGGACCUGGACCUAAUUCACGACCACAAAAUCAGGAAGUUAAAACUCCAGGCCAAGAAGAUGGUAGUGCAGCAGGAGCAGCAGAACAAACUGAUGCCCAAAAGGCAGCAGAGAAGAGGGAUGUACGGAUGCCGCAGGUACCUCAGCCCAAGCUGAAUGGUCAACAGCAACCUGGUAUCUCUUCUCAGUACCGAGCAAUGAUGCCACCUUAUAUGUUUAAUCAGCAUCCCAGAAUGGCAUAUCCUCCAAUGCAGGGUCCCAGCAGGUUUCCUGCUUCAUCUGAGCCUAGCAGAGGUCCAAGGGGAAGAGGACCCCCAUCUCGGUGCGCAGAACCAGUAGAGCGUCCGUCCAUCCUUAGUGCUAGCGAGCUCAAGGAGCUUGAUAAAUUUGAUAAUCUAGAUGCUGAGGCUGACGAAGGCUGGGCUGGUGCUCAGAGUGAGGUAGAUUAUACAGAGCAGUUGAACUUCAGUGAUGAUGAGGAGCAAGGAAGCAGUCAGAAAGAGAAGGAAAGUGGUGAUGAACAAAUGCCUUCCAAAGAUUCUCAAAGUAUUGACAGCCACAAAGAAGCAGAAGAACAGUCCAGUAGUAAAUCCUCAACCCAGGCUACUUCACCAGGAGUAAAAGGACCAUGUGGCAAGAGCACUCAGCCUGACCAGGAGCGGGGUCCAGCACCACUACAGCCUUCUGUACAUGAGAGAGGCAGUUCUACGCUUCCCCCCAAAUCUAUUUUACAACAGCACCCACCUCCGGAUCGCCAGGCAGGACCUGGAAGACAGGGACCCUUUCCCCCUAAGCCAGUACCAGAUGAAGACGAAAUUUGGAAGCAGAGGCGAAGGCAGCAGACAGAAGUAUCAGCAGCUGUGGAACGAGCCCGAAAGCGGCGAGAAGAGGAAGAGCGAAGAAUGGAAGAACAAAGAAAAGCAGCUUGUGCAGAGAAGCUGAAACGGUUAAAUGAGAAGUUCGGCUGCGUGACAAAACCCUCCCGGGAAGACCCUCUGAAGGCGAGAGAGAAGGAAAGGGAGCGAGAAAGGGAAAAGGAGAGAGAGCGAGAGAGGGAACGGGAGAGGGAGAGAGAAAGAGAAAAGGAAAAGGAGAGGGAGAGAGAAAGGGAAAAAGAAAAGGAGAGGGAGAGAGAAAGGGAAAAAGAAAAAGAAGAGAGGGAGAGGGAAGAAAAAGAAAAACAAGAGAAAGAGCAAGACGGGGAGAAAGAGAAGGAAAAGGAGAGGGAAGAAGAGGAGGAGGCAAAGGUGGAGGAGGAGAAGGCAGAUGAGAAGCUGGAGCCUGAAAAGCCUGAGCCUCAAGAACCAGUGAUAACACCUGUAAUAGAAAAACAAGAAAAUGAAAACAGAAAUAAUAAUGAAGAGAAGGAGAGUCCACCAGUCUUCACCAGACAAGACAGUGGUCGGAAUGAGAAAGAAAGUUUACAGGUGGCUCACGACAGUGAUCUGGAUACAGGAGCCCAGCCUCGUCCUGCUGUUUCCUCAGGCUAUUCUAAACAGUUUCAGAAAUCAUUGCCACCAAGAUUUCAAAGGCAGCAGGAGCAGAUGAAACAGCAACAGUGGCAACAACAGCAGCAACAGCAGCAAGGUGUACUGCCACAAUCGGCUCCAUCGCAGCCUUCCAGUGGCCCUGUCCCUCCUCCCCAACACAGACCACUUUACCAGGCCAUGCAGCCCCAUCCUCAGCAUUUAGCUUCUAUGGGCUUUGAUCCACGGUGGCUCAUGAUGCAGUCUUACAUGGACCCGCGAAUGAUGUCGGGAAGGCCUGCAAUGGAUGUGCCUCCUAUGCAUCCAGGAAUUAUGCCUCCCAAGCCAUUAAUGAGAAGAGACCAGAUGGAAGGGUCAGGAACUAGUUCAGAUUCAUUUGAACAUAUAGUUCGAUCAGCAAGAGAGCAUGCUGUAUCACUGUCAGAGCCCCGCAUGAUGUGGGGUUCAGACCCAUAUCCCCAUGCAGAACCUCAACAACCUAGUACUCCUCCCAAAGUGCUAGAAGAGCCUGAGGAUUUGAGGCCUGAAGCAUGCUUGGAACAAGAACGAAUUGCUGUUACUACUGCUUACCCUGUUGAACACAACCAGUUGGACUCUCAUCCAAAGGCAGACUUUUUUAGAGAACCAGGUGAGGUGGAUGUACAAAAAUUCCCAAGCAGGUCUUUGGAAGACAUACAGCCUCUCCAAACUGACGCACCUAGCUCAGCACUUAGCUUUGAAGUAGUUGAUGAAAAUAUUGCACACAGCUCUCAGGAAGAGCUGGUGCCUAUAGGAGAGAGUCAUUCAGCUCUGAAGAAAAGCAUUUACCAUGGUUCAAGUCAUUCUUUAAAACCAGAAGAACAGAGGAAUGAGACAUCAUCAGGUAUUCCGAAAGUGAACAGCAGACCUGUUGAGACAAAAGAGCCAGUGGAAAGACCAGAAAUUAAGCCAAAAAAAGAAGGUUUUAUGAGUAACAGAAUAUCAGAAGGUCCAAAAACUGAAAAACCUUUUAAGCCUAAAUCAGAAACCAGAUGGGGUCCUAGGCCCAGCUAUGGCAGAAGGGAGGAAGGUAGUGAUAGACCAAUAAGAAGAUCUGGCCCUAUUAAAAAGCCUGUGCUUCGAGAUAUGAAAGAAGAGCGUGAACAGAGGGAAGAGCGUGAGCAGAGGAAGGAAAAGGAAGGAGAAAAGGUGGCUAACGAGAAAUUUGGCAAGUCUGAUAAGACGGAAAAGAAGGAACAACCACAGUUGCCACCUCCCCAGGCAGAGCCAGAAAAAUCCACCUCAGGGAGUGCUCCUGUGGCUAAAAAGGUACCACAGGAUACAGUUCAGGUGUCAGAAACUGAAGAUGGCAAUCUGGCAGAGUCCACAGUUAAGCCUGCAGUACAGCCUCUGCCUGUAGUCCAGCAAUCUCUGCCUGUAGUUCAGUCACCUCCUGUUCAGCAGCCUCCACCUGUAGUGCAGCAACCAGCUGUUCAGCAGCCUAUAACUCAGCAACCUCCACCUGCAGUGCAGCAGCCUUCUGUUCAGCAACCUGUUUCCACAGUUAAGGAAGACAAGCAGUCUGAGAAACCUGUUAGUAAAGAGGUUGUAGAGAAACCUCGCUUAGAAACCAGACCAGUAAAGCGAGAACCUGGUUUGCCACCUAGAACAUACUGGAAAGAAGCUAGAGAUAGAGACUGGUUCCCAGAACAGGGAUACAGAGGGAGAGGCCGGGGAGAGUAUUAUUCUAGAGGUCGCAGCUACAGAGGUUCUUACGGAGGACGUGGCCGGGGCAGCCGAGGCCAUAAUAGAGACUAUCCACAUUAUAGAGACACUAAACCUAGAGUAGACCAUGUGCCUCCAGGACCUGUUAGGCAGAGAGAAGAGAGCGAAACUCGUAGUGAGAGCUCUGAUUUUGAAAUAAUCCCCAAACGGCGAAGACAACGAGGCUCAGAAACAGACUCUGACAGCGAAGUUCAUGAAAGUGCUAGUGAUACUCUGCUUUCAGAUAAAGACAGCCUAAGCAAAGGCAAACAACCAAAGAGAGAAGAGAGAGUUGAAGGCAAGAAGCCUCCAAAGCCUCUGUCUUUCAAACCUGAAAACCAUGUUAGAAUAGACAACAGAUCUCUAGAGAAAACUUACAUACGGGAGGAUGAGAACAAACCAAAACCAGGAUUCCUUCCUAAAGGGGAGCCAUCAAGGCGUGGCAGAGGAGGAAUGUUCAGACGUGGUGGUAGGGAUCCAACUGGCCGCCCACCCCGUCCAUCCACACUAAGGAGACCAGGCUAUCGAGACAAUCAAUGGAAUCCAAGGCAAACAGAAAUUCCUAAACCUGAAGAUGGAGAGCCACCAAGAAGAAAUGAACACUAUGGUCCCAUACCAGUGGAUAAAAGAACCCCCAAGUUUGAGAGAAAGUUUGAUCCAACUAGAGAGCAAAGGCCUGCACGACGGCAAAGGCCUGCACGACCUCCAAGACAAGAUAAACCACCCCGCUUCAGACGGCUAAAAGAAAGGGAGGCUGCAUCAAAAAUAAAUGAAGUAGCAACUAAUUUGUCAACAAGUGCUACAGUUACUAAUGCAGUUAAUGAAGUAUCCAGCACUGCACUGGAUAUUUCAGGGAGUAAAACACCAGACUUGUCCAAUCAAAAUUCUUCAGACCAAGCAAAUGAAGAAUGGGAAACUGCCUCUGAAAGUAGUGAUUUCAAUGAGAGACGAGAGAGGGAUGAAAAAAAAAUGGCAGAUGUGACUACACAGGUAGCUGUCAAAUCAGGAGAGGGCACUGUACUUCCCAAAAGGGAAAUAGCCAAGAGGAGUUUCUCUAGUCAGCGGCCUGGGAUAGAUCGCCAGAACCGACGUGGCAACAAUGGGCCAGCAAAGUCUGGAAGAAACUUCUCAGGGCCCAGGAGCGAAAGGCGGAGUGGUCCCCCUUCAAGAAGUGGAAAAAGAGGGCCAUUUGAAGAACAGACAGCAAGCAUGACUACUGUUGAGCCCACCAGCAGCAAUUCUUUACAUCAGGAAGAAGGCAGUGGUGGUGCAGUGGUGCAGAAGAACUCCAAAGAUGUCUGUGGCAAAAAGAGAGAUGACUCCAAGCCAGGUCCAAAGAAACCCAAGGAGAAAGUGGAUGCUCUAUCUCAAUUUGACCUCAACAACUAUGCAAGUGUUGUGAUCAUUGAUGACCACCCUGAGGUAACAGUAGUUGAAGACUCCCAGUGUAACUUGAAUGAUGAUGGUUUUACUGAAGUGGUCUCAAAGAAACAGCAAAAACGUCUGCAAGAUGAAGAGCGCAGAAAGAAGGAGGAACAGACGGUGCAGGUCUGGACCAAAAAGAGUUCAAGUGAAAAAGGAAGAGGUCAAAAUUCCAAGCUUCCACCCAGAUUUGCCAAAAAGCAGCAGCAACAGCAGGCAGCAGCGGCAGCUGCAGCAGCUGCAGCUCAACAAGCACAAGCUCAGACACAAGUGCAGACACAGCUUCAAUGUGUGUCUCAGACUACAAGCCAGCCACAGACUCCAGUUCAACCUCAAACUCAAACAGCAGGUGGAACUAACAAUACAGAAUAUGCAGUAACAGGCAAAGCUGUGCAAAAUGCACAGUCUCACAAUGCUCUUGGAACAGAAUUAUGGGAAAACAAGGUAGCGCCAACGACUGUUAUUACUGACAUCUCCAAGAAGUUGGGACCUAUUAGUCCACCACAGCCACCUUCAGUGAGUGCUUGGAAUAAACCUUUGACAUCGUUUGGAUCGACUACAUCUCCAGAGGGAGCAAAACCUGGACAGGAAAGUGGAGUCGAGCUUGGAAUAGAAACUAUUCAGUUUGGAGCACCAGCAUCCAGUGGCAGUGACAAUGAAGUUGGCCCUGUACUUUCAGAGAAGCCCACUGACAAACUACCUGAACCAAAAGAGCAAAGACAGAAACAGCCUCGGGCAGGCCCCAUCAAAGUACAAAAGCUUCCAGACUUGAGUCCAGUAGAAAACAAAGAGUAUAAACCUGGUCCAAUUGGAAAGGAGCGUUCAUUAAAGAACAAAAAGGUGAAAGAUGCCCAGCAUGGAGAGUCUGAUGGACAGGAGAAGCCCAGUCCCACUGCUGUCAGAAGUCCAGAACCUGUUACUACAAAAGAAACCAAAGCAGUGAAUGAACUGAGCACUGAAAUAGGAACAAUGAUAUCAGUCUCCACUCCAGAGUUUGGAACUAAUACAAAGGAGUCUGUGACAGACUAUACUACACCUUCCUCUCAUCCUAAUACUGUGGCCACUAGCAGUACAAAAAUGGAGGAGACUUUGGUGACUAAUGUGCCCCUGCCCCACACCCUUCCCCUCCCUAGGAGGGAGACUCUACAACAGAGCUCCAGCCUAACUCCAGUUUCUCCCGCUACCGUGGACCUCACCCUCAAGAUGGAGUCUGCACGCAAAGCGUGGGAGAAUUCUCCAAAUGUGGGGGAGAAGAGUUCACCAGUAACCUCAGCAGCAUCUCCCAUCACUGGUAGCAACAGUGGCAGUAGUAGCAGUAGCAGUGGACCAAGCAGUGGUAGUUACAGCUCUUUCUCAAGUGCAUCAAUGCCUCCUAUUCCUGUGGCAUCAGUUACACCUACAACUUCACUCUCAGGAGCUGGAACAUACACAACCUCUUCACUGAGUACAAAGACUACAACCACCUCAGACCCACCUAAUAUAUGUAAAGUGAAACCACAGCAGUUGCAGACAAGCAGCCUUCCUUCAGCCAGUCACUUUUCCCAGCUAAGCUGCAUGCCAUCCCUUAUAGCCCAGCAGCAACAGAGUCCACAGGUCUAUGUGUCUCAGUCUGCAGCAGGUCCUGCAGCUCAGAUCCCAGCUUUCUACAUGGACACAAGCCACCUAUUCAAUACCCAGCAUGCACGUCUGGCUCCACCUUCCCUGGCUCAACAGCAAGGCUUUCAACCAGGACUUUCGCAGCCUGCUUCCGUUCAGCAGAUACCAAUCCCCAUCUAUGCACCUCUGCAAGGACAGCAUCAAGCCCAGUUGAGUUUAGGAGCAGCCCCUGCUGUUUCUCAGGCUCAAGAAUUAUUCAACUCCUCUUUACAGCCCUAUAGGUCACAGCAGGCUUUUAUGCAGAGUGGUCUUUCUCAGCCAUCACCAGUAGUUCUGUCUGGCACAGCUUUGCACAACUUCCAAACAGUGCAGCACCAGGAACUUGCCAAGGCACAGUCGAGCCUUGCAUUCCAGCAGACUUCCAACACUCAACCUAUUCCCAUCUUGUAUGAACACCAGCUUGGUCAAGCUUCAGGACUAGGAGGCUCUCAGCUUAUUGAUACACACAUCCUCCAGGCCCGAGCUACUCUCACCCAGGCUUCAAAUCUAUAUUCUGGACAAGUUCAACAGCCUGGUCAGAGCAAUUUCUAUAAUACCGCUCAGUCUCCUAAUGCUCUCCAGCAGGUAAACUAUGGCAUGGUAACUGUACCUUUACCAGGAUCACAGCUUUCUUUGCCGAACUUUGGAUCCACAGGGCAGCCUCUAAUUGCUUUACCACAGUCACUACAGCCUCCACUGCAGCACACACCACCCCAGGCUCCGGCUCAAAAUCUUAGUAGGCCUGCACAAGUAAGCCAGCCUUUCAGAGGAUUAAUCCCUGCAGGAACUCAGCACAGCAUGAUUGCUGCUACUGGAAAGAUGUCAGAAAUGGAUCUGAAGGCCUUUGGAAGCAGCAUUGAUGUUAAACCAGGAACUCCUCCAGUUACUGGUAGAAGUACCACUCCAACCUCCAGUCCAUUCCGGGCCAGUUCUACAAGUCCUAACAACCAGUCCAAUAAAAUGAACAGCAUUGUCUACCAGAAGCAGUUUCAGUCGGCAGCUGCUGCAGUGAGAAUGACACAGCCAUUUCCUCCACAAUUCGCACCCCAGAGUUUUCAGUUGUUGGAGCAACUCUUUUUCUGGAAUCCAAACAUGGCCUCUCACAAAGAGAAAUCCAGCUACACUCUUGACAUUUUCUCUCAGCCUAACCUGAUCCCUCCAUUGGUAAGAGCCCCACAUACUAACACCUUCCCAGCACCUGUUCAGAGGCCACCAAUGGCACUGGCUAGUCAGAUGCCGCCUCAGAUGACCACAGGCCUUAUUAGCCACCCUCGUUUACAGCAUGUAGCCAGAGGUCCUUGUGGAUCGCUCUCUGGAGUCAGAGGCAUUCAGGCCCAGGCUGGGGUGAAGGCUGAACAAAACGUGAAGGCAAAGCAAAGAGCAGAGGUUCUCCAGUCCACACAGCGAUUCUUCUCCGAGCAGCAACAACCGAGCAAACCAAUAGGGGGCAAAGUGCAGAAAGUGGAUGAAAAUGGAAGCAAACCUACAGAAGCAAUGGCGGACUCCUCUGGGGUCUGUCAGGAGAAAGUGGAAGAGAAACCCACCCCUGCACCUACUGCAACAACCAAACCUGUUAGAACUGGACCAAUCAAACCUCAGGCAAUUAAGACAGAAGAAACAAAAUCUUAAAAUCUGCGUGUUUGUGGGGAACGGGGGUUAAGACCAGCAGCAUGACCCUGUAGCUCAGAGGACAAGAAAGGUAGAAGCUAUUGGCACUGACAGACAUAAGUGGCUGCAUGUCCAAUAAAGCUUUUAGGCUCCUUGGGCUUGCAGCUUCUCUUAACAGCAUGAAGUCUGGUUUUGGUAAGGUGUGCAUGUGUGUAUACACAUGCACAUAUGUGUAUAUUGGCAUGUGCAUCUGUAUGUUAUCCAAAAUGCAUAAGCACAGCAGCAAAGUAAGUGGCCAAAGAGCCAUGUUCCUAGCUGGCAAGAUGAAUUACUCUGUUCAGGCUCUGUUGUUCUUUGGAUAUUUACUUUUAAGCCGUGUGUAUUGGAACAUGCAGUUCAGAAGUGCUGGACAGAGUAAUGUGUUAAUUUUUUUUAUAUUUUUAGUGACUGAAGAGGCUGCUCUUGUAUAAUAAAAAAACAGGAAGUAAUAAAAUUAGCAAGUUGGAAUAGCUUACCCUUUAUCAUUGGCAUCCAACAAAUACCAUCAAUUGUAAUGUUGAAGUUUUAUCAAAUUUCCCUUCAAGGGCAGUUUUUGGUGGCUACUGCUUCAGUUUUGUGUGAUGCUGUAUUUAGAUCACAGCAUAUAAGUGUUCCUUGGCACACAGGUUAUUUAUUCUCUGUGCCCACACACACACGCACACACCCCCUAGUUGUUCACCCCUUGGAUUUACAGGCUAAUUGCAUUAAUAGUUAGAUGAGCUCUGUUCACCUCUGUUCAGCUAUCUUUAUCUGAAGCCCGUGAUCUUUAAACAGUUUCCAGCUUAUGUCUGUAUAGAGUAAUGAGCACUUAGAACUGUGCCACUAGAUUAAAGAGAAACCUUAUGAAAUUAAAGAGAACUUUAUCUAAAAAGGUGCAUUCUUAUAGCAGAGCUUUAUCGCACCUCCUUCUUGCCCACUGUGUGCUGGAAAGUAGAAUCAAGUCAAAUAAUGCCUUUUUAAUUGUAUCUCUAGUAUUAUAGCUGUAGGACAGUACUGUAUGAUACUUCUGUGAAUGUAAGAUAUCCUGUACCUGCUUAUGAUAUGUAGUAGUGACCGUGCUAUACCAGAGCUGUUUUUAAUAAUGUUAUUCUAGAGGGGGUUUUUCCCCAGACAAUGAUUGAGAAGUUUAAAGCACCAGGUACCCCAUCAGUAGCAGAAUUUGCUGUUUUUGUUUUGUUUAGUUUGUUUUUUCUGGGAUUUUUUUUAUUACCUUUUUUGGAAGGAAGAGUGAACUGAAAGUCUAAUGUGUAUAAUUUUGUUCAGAUGACUGCAGAAGGCUGGAAAGGCUGUUGCUGCUAUUGAUGCCUAGUGAAUCGCUCUUGGUUAUCUUUUUAUAUAAAUAUAUAUAUAAUUUGAAUUUUUGGAAACUUUAGCUGUGAUGUCAACUUUGGAAAAAAGUAUCCCACUUGUACUGUGAGUUGGCAUUGUACAGAAAUUAACAGCCAUAUUGGUCUAGAAAUGUUAAACUUAAUUUUUUUUUUCCAUUUGUACAGGGGUAACGCACUGUAUUAAAUAUGUAAGGUCUUAUUUACAUGGGUUUGAUUACAAAAACUAAUAAAGUAUUCUCUAAAUAAA
Messenger RNA from Alligator mississippiensis (American alligator), 10295 nucleotides. It is a transcript of the gene PRRC2C, whose product is annotated as proline rich coiled-coil 2C. The coding region runs from base 279 to 8702 and encodes 2807 amino acids. Lineage: Eukaryota; Metazoa; Chordata; Crocodylia; Alligatoridae. The transcript is spliced from 37 exons. The record is from RefSeq and is a predicted model, not a curated record. Gene Ontology annotation, biological process: cell differentiation.